AUGUGUCAAUCCCACAUCCGCGCCUCCGUCCUCCACGGCGCCGGCGACCUUAGAAUCGAAGAACGCACAAUCACCGCCCCGGGCCCCUCCGACCUCCAAAUCUCCAUCCGCAGCACCGGCCUCUGCGGCUCCGACCUCCACUACUACCGCCACUACCGCAAUGGCGACAUCCUCGUCCAGGAGCCCAUGUCCCUGGGCCACGAGUCCGCGGGCGUCGUCGUCGCCGUGGGCUCCGACGUCACGGGCUUCUCAGUCGGCGACAAGGUCGCGCUCGAGGUCGGUUUGCCCUGCGAGAGCUGCGAUCGCUGCAAGGAGGGGAGGUACAACAUCUGCAAGCAGAUGAAGUUCAGGAGCAGUGCGAAGGCGUUUCCUCACGCCCAGGGAACGCUGCAGGAGAGGAUUAACCAUCCCGCUGCUUGGUGUCAUAAACUCCCAGAGAACGUAUCCCUCGACCUAGGCGCGAUUCUCGAGCCCCUCGGCGUCGCCAUCCAGGCCCUCAAGCGCGCAAACCUCACCCCAGGCUCCACGGUCCUCGUCUUCGGCGCCGGCGCCGUCGGCCUCCUCGUCGCCGCCAUGGCCAAGAUCUCGGGUGCCUCCACCGUCGUCAUCGCCGACAUCGACGCCGGCCGCGUCAACUUCGCCGUCGAGAACAAGUUCGCGCACAAGGCGUUCACUGUGCCGCUGAAGCGCGGCGCCUCCAUCGAGGAGAACCUUGAGAUCGCGAAGGAGACGGCGGCUGCCAUUGCCAAGGUCGAGAAGGGAACUGGCGCUGGGGAGCUGGUCGGUGAGGUCGAUGCGGUGUUUGAGUGCACGGGCGUGCCGUCGUGCGUUCAGGCGUCGAUUUAUGCGACCAGGCCGGGUGGUAAGGUGCUGUUGAUCGGUAUGGGUACGCCGAUCCAGACGCUGCCUAUUUCUGCGGCGGCGCUGCGUGAGGUCGAUAUCUUGGGUGUGUUCCGAUAUGCGAAUACCUACCCUACUGGUGUGGAGGUCGUGUCGAAGACUGGACCCGAUUACCCUGACUUCUCGAAGCUCGUGACGCACAGGUACAAGGGGCUUGAUGCCGCUGUCGAGGCGUUUGAGAUGGCGGGGAAGACGAAGGAUGAUAAGGGCAAUUUGGUCAUUAAGGUUGUGCUUGAGACUGAGGAGUAA
Molecule: messenger RNA, 1149 nt
Organism: Aaosphaeria arxii CBS 175.79
Lineage: Eukaryota; Fungi; Ascomycota; Dothideomycetes; Pleosporales
Product: sorbitol dehydrogenase-like protein
Exons: 3
Coding region: 1-1149 (382 amino acids)
Biological process (GO): D-sorbitol catabolic process
Molecular function (GO): L-iditol 2-dehydrogenase (NAD+) activity; zinc ion binding
Source: RefSeq, a predicted model, not a curated record